Messenger RNA from Planococcus citri (citrus mealybug), 2936 nucleotides. RefSeq lists its product as uncharacterized. Lineage: Eukaryota; Metazoa; Arthropoda; Insecta; Hemiptera; Pseudococcidae. The record is from RefSeq and is a predicted model, not a curated record. Gene Ontology annotation, molecular function: nucleic acid binding. The transcript is spliced from 9 exons. The coding region runs from base 280 to 2172 and encodes 630 amino acids.
GGGUAACAUUGCUUCAAAAUCUCGCGCAAAAUCAUGGCGAAAUGGACGCAUAAAAAACUCUUUUGUUUUGACAAUUGUUGAUCUAUUGACAUAAUUUUUGAAUUAAUGAAUUAAUUACUGCGAAUCUCGAGCGAAAAUUUGUAUUCGAAGAUCAUAUCUGCAAACUAUUGUGUGCUUCGUUGAUAUUUGUGAACCGAUCCAACCAACGGUGACCCUAUGUCGUAAUACAAUACGUCAUUGUUUUUUUGAAUCGAGUGGUGCUUUCGAAAUGAUUCCCGAAUGGAGAGUGCUAAAAAGGAAGUUAGGUAUUUGAGAGAUGAAGAUUGUUAUUUCAUCAAGAAUGUCAUGAUAGAUAUUCAAGCUUACAUAGAUGUGCUGAAGAAGUCACCCGAUAAGAAUAAAGUCCUGUUAUUGCCACCGGUGAAUAAUUUUCGAAGAUUUCUCGUUCACAAGUUGGUAGAAGAGACAUUCUGCAACGAUAAUUUGUCCACGUUAUCCGUCGGUAAAUUGUACGGCCGUCGAACUGUAAUUUUCCCUUCUAAACUGAUACACAUGGAGAAAAAUGAGAACACCGCUGCUAUAAAAACUCCGGUUUGCGAUGUCAACGAAGAUCCGAAAAAGAAAUCUAUUCCUAUCUAUCGCCCUCCUGCUGUAAGGAAACGUGAAAACGUAGCUAAGAAUAGCAUCUUGAGGAAUCUAGAGAGAAAAAGCAGAAAACCGGACCAGCAGAUUUACGUACCGAGAGCCAAGCGAUUAAAUUGUUCGCAAUCCGAUGAGUGCUCAAUUGUGGAAUCAAUUUUAGAUGAAAAUACGCCCGAUCUUGAAAUGAAAACGAAAUCCGAUGCAGGAUUAUCUGACUGCGAAAGUAAACGAAGUUCGAGUCAAAACGACCACCAAACAAAUACUUCUAAUGAUGUAGAAUUCGUUGCUAUCGUCCAAGAAGAUAAGAAAAUCGAAGAUGUGAUCGAAGUUUCCGAUGGUUCCGAAUACUCUAUGAACACCAAAGUCGAUCGUAAAAUCGAAGAUGUGAUUGAGGUUUCCGAUGGUUCCGAAUACUCUAUGAAUACCAAAGUCGAAAAUGUGAUUGAAAUUUCCGAUGGUUCCGAACACUCUAUCAAUACCAACGUCGAUCGUACUAAUAAGAUUAUUGAUCUUACCACCAAAGUCGAUCGUACUAAUACGAUUGUUGAUCUUACCACCAAAGUCGAUCAUACUAAUAAGAUAAUUGAUCUUACAUUGAAUCGUGAUAAACCUACUAUUGAUGAAGAUAAGUCUGUUAUAUGUACGUCCGUCGAUGGCAAAAAAGUUCCUUUAGUGCAACCUUCGAAAAAUACCUCAUCUGAUCAUCAUAUUACUUUAGCGUCGACCGAGGAAGUUGAAAUUAUUAGUCUGGAUGAUUCAAGUUGUCAGUCUGUUGAUGAUAGUGACGUUAUGUCGAUAAACGACGCUCUUGAACAGAUGGAAGCCGCUGCAGCUACUCUCGAACCAGAAAAAUCCGAUACUAAUUCGAAAAAGACUGAUGAAGCUGCCCAAUCGAGUUCCAAAAAUAAACCCCUAAAUGUUGAUGAUUGUGAUUGGGAAGAAUUAUUUGACGAAAGUGGGGAGUACGUUGAACCGAGUUUAAUCGACGAGUUGAUGACAGCUAUUGGCAACGUAUCGGUACAAAGAGCUACGCAAGAUUAUCGAUCAUUUCAAACCGAAGAAGAGAGAUCGAGCGAUGGCGAAUGCAUCAUUGAAGUGUAUGGAUUCCCUUCGGAAUUUCGAACAGAAAAUUUAUUCGAUGUGUUUACCGCUUAUCGGUCUGAUCGCGGAUUUCAAAUAGUUUGGGUGGAUGAUACACACGCUUUAGCCGUAUUUUCUAGUCCUUUGAUCGCUGAUGAAGUCCUCAACACGCAGUUACCUUUUGUGAAAACAAGACCGCUCAAGAACGCUAUUUCGAAAUCCAAAAUGAAAGCCAGUAAUUUUGCUUUACCUCCGGUUACUCGUCCGAAAACCUGUGCAUCUUUAGCUAGACGACUAGUAUCCGGUCAUCUUGGUAUGAAGAUCGAUGUUACUCCUAAGCAAAGAGAAGCAGAAAGGAAGCUUUUGUCCGAUGCGAGAGAACAAAAACGGUUAAUGGCGAAGCAGAAAUUUGACGCUUGGGAAGGAUCAUCAUCUAGCGGUAAAAUGUGAUAUUUUUUUGCAAACUUCCUUCUUUUUCUAGAAUGCCUUCCAAGUUCUUGGUAUGACACUCCUCCAGCUCUAGAAAUAACAUCCAAUAUAUCCGACAACUUAUGUCAGCAUUAUUGAUGCACAUUGAUCACUAAGCUACAGUAAUAGGAGGACAUUUGAAAAUUGUGAUUAGCUGAUGCAUAGCUGCAAUUAGAAUCGCAAGACUUGAAAAAAAAAAAUUCAAUAAAAUAAUUUUAUUGAUAUUGCCCGCAUGAAGCAAAAGCAAUGCUAAAGUUACGUUACUGUAUCUCAUGGUAUGGUACAUUUAUUUCCAUUAGAAACAUCAAAUUGUUUUGAUGCUACUCAGAAAUUUGAAAAGCUUAAAAAGAUCAAUGUUGGCUUUGAAAGGCUCAAAAGAAUGUGAUUGAGGAUCUUUGUUGUAUCUGUGACUUUUUGAUCUAAACUGAUUUCACAAUACGAGCUGCUGUCUUGGUCAAUUUUUUUUGUAGAUUUUAAUUAAAUAUAACUUUGAUUUAGAGUGUUUGUGACUAUGACCUAAGUUUUUAACAGGAUUCAAAAUAAUUAAAUAUGUAGUUGUGACAGAAAAUCUACUAGAAAACUUGUUUUUGUGAUAUUUUAAUACCUAUACUUCUUAUUUUGUUAUGUUUGAUCUUGUUUUUUGUUUUCUAAUUGUACCAAUGUCGUGUAUGACGAUGCCGGAAUUUAUUGUAAUGUUUUAUAAUUUUUGAUGAUUUUUUUUUGUAUAAUACAUGUUUUUGAGAAGA